UGGCUAUCGGGAGUCAGAACGGAGGAAAGUCGGCCGCGGGUGAGAUGUGUGGCGGAGCGCAAGAUACAGGGGUGCAGGCAUCUUGCGUAGCCGACGCAGUGCUUCGCAGUUAUAUGUGCCUAGUCUUCGCCGACUGAUACGGCAUGAAGUUUGAAAGUAUCCAGUCAAGUGUUCUAUGGUGCCAGAAUAGGUUACUGAGCCUAAAUGUUUUGCUCGUUGCUUUGUGAAGUUCGCGUUCGUCAUUGACUGGCGUGAAAGAAGCCUACAGGUACCGUGUGCGUCUGCUUCCAGUAGCGAAGAGGCCGCCAAGAGCUCAGUUUUCGUAAAAUGAUUAAAGCAAAGUGCACCUGGAAGGUUCAAGGCGACCGUCCUGUGUCUGACGCAAUUGUAUACUUCGAAGGCACUGAAAACAUUGACCUCGAGGAUGCGAUUUCUGCUGAAAAUUGUGUCCAGCUGGAAGCACCGGUUGCGGAUGAUGUCACUGGUAACUACAUUGUCCCAGCCUGCCAAGUCUUCUUGUUCUGUGGUGAGACACAUCAAAUGAGUAGUGUGUCUGUUCUAUCCGAGGCAAGGGUCAUAGAAGUCUACGGUUACCACGGAGAAUACUUAAGCACUCUUAAAAAUGAGUUUAUAGAAGAAGUGGAUGGCAUGUCUGUAUUCCGAGGUGACCUUAACCUUACAAGACCUCUUAAAGAAUGCUGCCUGAAGUUCAUCCCUAUUAAGUCUACAGAUUCCAUGUGGCUGUAUGGAAUUAAAGUGGUGGUUCAGGAAAAGCCAAGGCCAGACACACUGCAGUUGUUUCCAACUUCCAUGCCUCUAAAAGAUGUUGAAGAGAGACUGGAAGCUUCAGGAGCACAGCUGAGUGAAAAAGCCGAGAGCCUUAAGCGAAUGAUGGAACUGUUUCAGGGAAGCAGGGGUAUGUUUUCAGCAGCUGCGAUGUCGCCUGUUUUUGCUGGAUUUUCAGCAUUAUCACAUGGAGCACCACAGCAAGUUCCAGAUGGUAUGGCACAGUUUUACAACAUGUUCCAAAACGCUGGUCUCAAAUCUCAGACGCAACAAACUCCUAUGAAGCCGGAACCCAAACUUCCAGUUGCUGCCGAGUCAACAAGAGAGACUGCAUUGUCAGGAUCGAGCAGCACAGGAGCUGUCGAGAGCGGCCAGGAUGGUCUGCUUGCAGGCAUACUCAAGCUUCUGGAAAAUCACACUGCUAAGCAACAACCUCAGCAUGCACCUCCACCUCAGGCUGUACCAAAUGCCAAAGUAGGCGCCUCCAAGUCGGCAUCCUUGGACAAGGAAUUUAUUCUGGAGCUUCUUGAAAAAUCCGGUGUCCUGAACCAGCGGACUGCCACAGUACUUCUUGAAGAAAUAAUUCAGAAAACUGGCGCCACAGUUCAGCUUAACCAGUCUCACGGGGAUGCUGAAAAGAAGUCCGCGGGUAUUCCUGUUCCAGAUGUUGCAUCUGAAGAACCAAAGGCUGCAGCUGAAAAUAAAAUACUCGAGACAGCGUCGAGGGCAACCGGGACUGAUAACAAGCUAUCCAAGGAGACUGGUUCUCAGACUGAUCAGCCUGAACCUGAGCCUACAGCCAACCAAGAACUGCAGCUGGUACCAGCACCACUAACAAUGGAACUUCUUCAAAAACAGAGGGACGAAACACGCGACGUGGUCGGAGCCUUGUUUCAAGGUCUGCAAGAUCAGUUGCUGAACCUGGUCGACCGACGCUUUGAAGAACUGAAAGUCGAAAUGGCCGAGAAACUUGACGGGAAAAUUCAGGAAAUGGAAGAGCGUAUAAAUGCGCGCUUUGAUGCUAUUAUAGAUGCUCUUCAAGGCCAAGAGGAUGAUGAAGAGAUAUUUGAACAGCCCGAGGAAGGCGCUGUGUAAGAACGCUGCUUCAGUGCACACUUGUAUGUGGUUGCGUGGGAGGUUCAAAACUGCUUUAUUUAUUGUUGUGUGCAUGUGUAUCUGUGUGUGUGUUCACAUUGCGAGGCAUUAAGUUUUGUACAAAUUGCUUAAUUUAGACAUCUUGUCAAAAUGGUGUGAAGUUUGUUAUCUCUUGCUAGACUGCCUGUCUUUUUGUACUCGCCACCGGCUUCGUGCGUGUCCGCAAUCGGUUGUGUCCUUGAUGAUGUGUAAUACAAUUACUGGCGAUGGUGCGCAAUGCUCAAGCCAUACGACAUGCAUUUGAUUAGUUCAUUUAAUUUGUUUUUUUGAAAUCAUGGCUCUGAACGUUCCCCCUUUUCUGCAACAUUCGCCCAAUGCCAGAGGCUCAUGAUGUUGGUUGAUUCAUGCUUUUUUUUUAACGUCACGUACAUUUACAUUCGUGGCACUUUUGGAUUACUCCCGCCUCGUGAAUCCGUUUUGCAACUACCGUGCUACUUAGUGGCAGACUUGGUAAAAGUGACAAUUCAGCAAUGGAAUUGCAGUGCUUGAGUCUUUUUUUUUUUUUUUUUUUGCUGUAUUGAGUAAUGCAAAUAAUUACUUAUGUGUGCUGGUAAUUUAUUAAUGUGAAUCACUUCAAGUAAGUAAAUUCAAGAAAAUUUCUCAUUACUGUCACCAUUGCUUAUGAAUAAGAUUCAGUGUGCCCACUUUUUUAUGGCAUUAAUAACUACCUCAAGAACGGAAGAAAAAUUAUAGAGACAAGUUAACCUGAGUGCGAAACCUCAAGUAUGGGAAUCAGGCAGGUAAAAUUAAAAAAUAAAAAACUGCAUUGCAUCCAAACUAGAAGCAUUAAACAUUAGGCCCAUUCGAUUCGCCUGCACCACAUGAACCAGUUCAUGAGGUGCUGCACCUUGCCAUUCGUUUCAGUGGUGCAGCAUUGACGACCUCUGAACCCUGCAAUUUGUUUCGAAAGGUGCAGAAGAGGUGCAGCACUGGUUCACGAUUUUCCUGCCCCUUCUACGCUGACGGUGCCGGCUUGGUGCAGCUACUCGUGUAGCUGAGCAGACGACGCAGCACUUAGGUGUAGGUGCCGUACCUGCAACUACUAAUGCGGUUUGUUUUGCCAAGAUGUUUGCAUCCGCAUGUGCGAUUCGCCAUCGGUCGGUGUUAGCUGAACAGUGUGUAUUAAACGAACAGAAAUAAGUCCUGCACCUUGUCGGCACAUCGUGAUUCAUUUUGGUUGUCGUGCUCUGCCUGCACCGCUGAACUCGUGCUGCACAAUUUCUUAACUUUGCCUGCACAGCUGUGAACUGGUUCCAACUGGUGCAGGUGAAUCGAACGGACCUAUUGUUACUGGGAGGCCAAGAGAAGAAGAGAAUGGUAGAGAAGGAAAAGUAGGGAUGUCCAGGAUAACCGGUUUGUUACCCUACAUGUGGGAAAGGAAUGGGAGAGAUUGAAAGGAGAGGAAAGGGACAAAAAGCACAUCACACAGAACGUGCACAAGCACCUAGUCCAAUAAUCUGGCGUGUUCUCCUCGAAUUACGGAUGGUGCUUUCGAUGCCAUCGAUACUUAUGUCACCGUCAAGGAUAAAAAGAAAAAACACGAUAACACUCUCAAUAGUAAGUUUGAUAGUACUAUCGAUUGUAUAAAAGCCACGGCUGUCGCAUUUCGAUAGAGGCGAAAUGGUAGAGGCCCAUAUGCUGUGCUCUUGUCAGUGCAUGGUAAAGGACCCCUGACAACAAAUAUGGAAACUCGAGAUGCUUGUGUUGUUUUACGAGUCCUGCAUGCGGGGCACUUUUGACCGAUUAUUAGUGGCGAGUGCUGCCUAUGAGAUAUUAAAUUUGGUUUUAAAGUAAGGGUGUGGGCUCACCCGAGUAAUUUUGGUCCAGUCGACAUUUUUUGUGGUUUGACGUAGAUGGGCCCCCGGGCGGUCAAUCAAGUAUUGUCGACAUCAGAGAACAAUUGCAGGGCGUGCACGAUACCCCGACUGGCUCCGGCGAAGGCUAUUGUUCGUCACCUCUCUCGCUCUGUUGUCGGGCUUUGGUUGCUUACGCCAUGUGUUUUUUUUUUUUUUGCCUGAGAAGGACACGCUCAAAGCACCCAUAUUGUUUCAGUCUUCACCGCCCACGGGUUCUUCUAUUUGAAUAGAGCUCGUUCAGCGUCACUGAAGCGGGAAAGCACGUCUCAGGCAGGGCCGUAACUAAAGAGAGAGGGUUCUGACACCCCAAAAAAUUUUUGUUGCGAUAGCAGUUAUAUGGACUCUUUCGGCUGUAUCUUGCCGCCAGCACUCGCCGUAUAUGUAUCUAUAUGUAUCAAAACACAAUAAAGAAAUAUAGUCUAGUAGAAGACUCCGGCGCGCGGAAUCGAACGUCGGACCUGUAAAUUGUGUGCGGCAAGCGUUAGCUACUGAGCCACGAAGGAGCAUCUCCUUCAACGUUCGAACCGCAAGCUAUUUAUGUCUAGCACUUAUCUCUGGUGAUGGGCAUCUCGGGGAAGGGGUGGGCCGCUAUUGUGUUUUCAGCAUUACCCGCAAGAUGGUGGAAUGAGCGCGUACCACAUCGUCACGACACUGCGGCGCGCGCUUUCAUCUCCCACGCGUACUUUGCCCCCUUGGAGAGGGGCACAAUGGACGCUCACGCGUGCGCUUACUUAUCUCGCCGUGGGGACUAUCAUAUUGGUGAGGCUAUCGUAAAUAAAUGCCUUGGUAAUGUCGCCGUCCAGCAACCACAGUUAUUCACAGCACUAUCGAUAGUAAUUUUGCUAGGAAUACUACUACAAAUAAUAUGCAGUCAAUCGUACUAUCAAUUUUCAAUGGUUUGUUUAUCAAUAGUUGAAAAAAAAGCAUCGAUGUUAUCGAUUCUGAAUUUCUUGAUAGUUCUGCAUCACUUCCUCGAACCUCCUGACAAGAGGUGUCGAUGACGGCUGCACGCUUUGCUAACUGUCGGACACGUCAGCAACAGGAUGCUAAUUUUCCAAACUAGAGGGGGAGGGCUGCAAUCUGCGGUUACAGGUCCCACCGCCUGCCAACUAUUCUUUAGUCAAGCAAGCUUCGUCGCGUUAAACAACAAGAAGUUGUCGCCAUGACAGUCUCCGAUGGCACUUACUAAAAAAAAAGUGAAAUUCGUUUUGCGUAAAAAUUGCCGUAGUUAGCAGCCCAUAAAAUUUAGGUUAGUUGGCAAACAAUACUGAGAUUUUAAAAAUUGGUAAAAGAGUGGUAUUCAGAUAUUACAGUCGUUCUAAUUUACUCGUGGUUUUCUUUUCUUCGAAAGUCCGCCCUUUACACAUGCAAAUUUGCUUUGUAUACAAAGUAAAGUAAUGAGCUGUUUAUUACUCGUGUCUUUUCAACACAAUCAGUGUUUCUUUUGUGUUCCGAUGCUGACUUUGUCUGCUGAAGCAGCAUGUCUUUAUAGUGAGCCAUGAUGAACUAUUAUAUUAUGAUGACCUUGUUUGUGCACGCGUCUAAGAUUCCCUUAUGCGGUAGGACGCAACCCGGAAUCUCAGGUUAUACGUCCUCUAGACCAGUCUUUGAGCCCUUCUCGACGACAGCGUUGUGUAAUAUGUGUAGGUGUGUCCGCGUAGGAGGCUCAGGAGCGGUGCCAGGAUUUUUUUUUUUUACUGCGGAAGGGGGGUGGGGGUAGCCUUAUAGUCAAAACACAACGCAUAUGUUCCCAGCCUAACUGAAAGAACUCACGACAAGCGAGUUCUUUCUGGGAACAUAUGCUUUGUGUUUUGACUGUACUUUCUAUGGGAGGGGAGCUCCAAACUACCCAUGCCUCCCGGUGGCAUCGCCCCUGAAGAGGCUGCGCAUGGAUGGAGGCACUGCACCGAGUAAAUGUGCCUUAAACCCUUUUUUAGUCUUGGUGGCCUUAUUGCUCUGGUAAAGUUACAGUGCCAAACGAGAUUUGAUAGUAUUUUACAGUCACGCACAAUAAAUUUCUCUUUAGCAUGGAAUGUUCUGUGCAUUAGAAUCGUUUGACAACACCACCGAAAUGCUACAAAUGAACCUGUGAAAUUAAACGUCGGGUCUUUAGUUGGCAACAUAAUAAAAA
Molecule: messenger RNA, 5928 nt
Organism: Rhipicephalus microplus (southern cattle tick)
Lineage: Eukaryota; Metazoa; Arthropoda; Arachnida; Ixodida; Ixodidae
Source: RefSeq, a predicted model, not a curated record